This is a messenger RNA of Knipowitschia caucasica, 1377 nucleotides long. The record is from the annotation of a GenBank genome assembly. Lineage: Eukaryota; Metazoa; Chordata; Actinopteri; Gobiiformes; Gobiidae.
AUGGUUUUGCUGCAAGGCGUGAGGUGGAAACAGGAUUCUGAGCAGACAAAUCAUCACCCCGCUCCCCGUGGGCCACCCCCCUCUCGCGCACACCCAGCCCCCCUCCCGCUCCCUCCGCUCCCCCAGCUCCACUGGAGGCCCUAUAAAAGCGCGCAGAGGGAGCGCAGCCGCACGGAGCGCUCCUCAGGUGUUAUCUGUUCGACCAUCAACAUGAAGGCUGUAGCUCUCAUUCUCGCUCUUGUUGUCAUUGGCGCCAGUGCCCGCUCCCUGCCUGAGACCCCCCAGGCCUUGCAGGAUGCUGUAGAUAAGUUCUGGCAGCACAUCAAUGACCUGAACCAGAAAGCCGAUGGUGCGGUGCAGACCAUCAAGGCCUCUCAGCUGAGCCGGGAGCUUGAUACUCUGAUCACAGACACCAUGGCUGAGCUGACCACCUACAAAGACAACGUCCAGACCAAACUGGCCCCAUACACUGACAUCUCCGCCAACCAGAUGGCCCAGGACCUGCAGCUGCUGACCAGCCGCCUGCAGCAGGACAUGCUCGAAGCUAAAGAGCGCAGCACCGAGUACCUGGGCGAGCUGAAGAUCAUGGUCGAACAGAACACCGACGAUGUCCGCGGACGCGCCAGCACUUACACCAACAAGCUGAAGAAACGCCUCAACAAGGACACCGAGGAGAUCUUCAACACUGUGGCCACCUACAUGGGCGAGCUCCAGUCCCGCACCUCCCAGAACAUGGAGACAGUCCGUGGCCACGUGGAGCCCUACAUGCAGCAGGCCAGCGAGACGGCAAACCAGAAGUUCACCGACAUCACCGCGCUUCUGCAGAGCCAGGCCGAGGGCUUGGGCCAGACCCUGGAGAGUCAAGCCGCCGGUGUCAGGACCCAGAUGGAGGAGACCGUGGAUGGACUGCGCACCGCUCUCGAGGGAAACAUCGACAAGCUGACCGAGAUCAUCCAGCCGUACGCAGCCAAGAUCCGCGAGCAGAUCGAGACCAUCGCCGAGAAAGUCAAGGAGACCACCCAUCGGCCCCUCGGAAUCUGCAGCUUUAUAAAGAGGAACGCAGACACAGGCCAGACAAACGCAUCUGGAUCUCUGCAUCUCUGUCCCCCCAAAAAACAGAAAAAAAUCACUGCAAACAUGAAGCUGUACUUGGCCAUUGCUGUGCUGGUGCUGGCGUUUGUGGCCUAUACCGAGGCACAAGAGGCCACCGUGGAGGAGAGGUUCAACCAGUUUGGUCAGCAGAUGACCGAAAUGGGAAAAACUGUAGCUGAAAAGGUGAAGACAGCCGCAGAGGAUUUUCAGAACAAUGAGAAUGUACAGAAAGCGAAGGACUGGUUCCAGGAGCAGAUUGACAAACUUACGGCCCAGUUCAACUAA